AUGGAUGUACGUGAAGCGGUUGAUCUGCUGACGCCGUUUCGCGUACUACACCUCGUUGCAGCUGCGCUUUGUGCACAGGUGCCAUGUAACCCACAGAUUGACGGAGCAACUGGAACUAACGCAGCGGUGCAAGAGCGACGCGCCCUCACCUGCUUACACUUGCUCCAUGUCGCUCGUGCUGGCCCAGCGGAGAAUUUUGACUGGCGACUGAGCAGUCCUGACACAUACUUUCCAGCACGCUCUGUACUAGACAGGUUGCCGUCGGCUGAGAGGGAAGAACUCCAACACUUUGCAGACCGCUGGGUAGAGCUUACUCGGCACGUUUUGAGCGAGUCUGUUGACGUUCUCUACGACGCCUUUGAGGUGCUCUUGGGUGACUUGUUCGUGAGUGUGCCGCUCUCACUCGGUGAUGUCGUGCUCGGUUCGCUGCAGGUUGACGAGAGCUUUCAGUCACAUGAGCAAUCAGAUACAUUUGAGCGCGGUAUAUGCACUGAUAGAGUGCUCCAGCGAAGUGCUUUCGCCGGGGGAAGCGCACUAGGCACUUUUGUACGUCGUUGUCGCGUUGCUUUUGAAUCGCUUCCAUUUGAGGCCGUCGCUCAACUGCAUCGGGAAGUGACGCUUGACCAUACGAAGGCACCAAGCACUCAUUAUGCAAACGUGGUACAUACCUCCUUCGACUUUAGUGCAGUUCGACGCGCGGCGCAUCGUGCAGUGCGUGCGAUUGUUAUUGCUGGUGGCCCGCCGCAUCCGCGGGACCGAGCGCUUCUGAAGGCAUCCACUGACCCAGCGGCUGAGCUCUUCCGCUGGGUUGACGCCGUAUGGAGGCGGAACCUGAACGAGGCGAAUUUCGCCCUCCGGCGUUACAACGAUCUGGCAAUAGCCCGAUGCAAUAGAGGUAUGUUCGAUAGCGGCCCUCAGGAGGCCGCUGUUGCGGUUGCGGGCAUGCUGGUACUGAUGGGACACCCGGUGCAGGCGAGAAUUGCACUAGAAGAGAGCAUUCGCGUUGCGCAGCAGACCGGUGAUCAUGUAACGCUCUCGAGAGCCUUGACGUGGAUAAGUCGCCUCACGGAAAAUGAGCGCAAGCGGCUGCGAUACCUCAAAGACUGCUGGACGCGUUCUCCAAAACUCAGCCAAGAGAGCGUAUUAGCUCGCUUGGCAGCUGCGCACACGCUUCUGAAUAUGAAUUUUCCCCUCGGAAAUCAUACAGCUACCAAGUUUCGGAAAUGGCGACGAAUUCUUCGGCACAUGGAGUGCGCAUACGCUGCGAGCGUGAACUCUCCAGAGGACACACAUCUGGUGCUCGCAUCGAUGCACACAUUGGCAGUCCUGUCUGGACAGCCGCUUGUCCUUCGAGAGUCGCUUACGGAGAUGCGGCUCCGGUCGCUGCUCCCAAAUAUCAGGGAAUUUACAGAAGAUGGAGAUCACCGCACUCACGAUGAAACUACCUCGAGUCUCUCGUCUGUAGAUCAUGAUUCGUGCGAAUCGAACGCAAAGAAAGCUGGCGCCGGCGCAAACUUUGGAGAGCAUGAACGCUCGAGGCAUCCUCUUGGAGAGCUCCCCGUGCAGUUACAUCAAUCCGCCUCGAUUGAUGAUGGACCGGAAGAUGCUGCUCAUGUCGAUGCGAAUUUUCUACUGACCUCGAAGGAGCUUGGAUUAGCCCCUACCGAGCAUCUCGCGAGAGCUUUGUGCGCUGCAAGCGCCGAAACGCUCAUGAGGCAUGGCAUUUUGCGAGCUUCCUGGACAGCUGCUUUGCCGCUUCGGAACGCUUGCGCUCUUGUACGAGCGGCUGACGAUGAGCCCGAAUCGUCGCCCGUUUUGCGCAUUUUGCACCAGUGCCUCGCUCGGAUCGCGUUCGAGUAUGCGGUCGCCCGAGAGGAAUGGCAGAUCGCUGCCGCCUGCCUAGAGCGUCUAACAUCAUUCGCACCUCCUAUCGUGCAAGAGAAGUAUCCAGAUUUGGCCGGAAACUCCGCAUCGACGGCUACCUUGAACGCCAUAUUAGAUGUGCUCGACUGUCAUGCGCGAUUCUGGCUCUGUCGUGCACAAGUCUCUGAAGCAUUAUAUUUCGCGGAGGAAUUCGCUCAAACCGCUAACAAAUAUGCAGCCCUUGGUUGCCGCUCGCGUCUCGUUGACGCUUUGCUUCUGCAAGUUGAGUGCUAUCUGAGCGCCGAGAUGAAUGCGCGGGCGCUGGCGGCGUCGCUGGCAAGCAUAUCUCUCGCUGAAUCCAUUGGCGACGAGCCGCGGCGUUUUCGUGGUAUUCUGUCCCUUGCACAGGUCCGAUUAGCAAUGCAAGCCGUGGACUCCGCAUCUCGGUUGCUUGAGUCGGCAGACUCUAUGCUUCUGGAUCAGAAAGAUUCUGCGUCCCUCGGUAGUGCAGCUCUCUGGAAGUCUUUGGUCAGUGAAGAGAGCUGUUUGUCACAUUCAGAUAGGGCUCGAGUCUGGAUGAUGUUGGGCGGAAUCGCGCUUGUCAAGAUGCAGUCGCAGCAAUCCGUUAACACCGGAGAGGCAACCAGCUGCUUCGAGAUGGCGUUCAGGACAGCGGACUUGGUCGCCCUUCAACGCGAGGCGUUGUUCGCGCUCCUGCAUACCCGCGGUGCCAAGACGGAUAUCGCGGCCAUGACAAACUUCGAAUUUAAGAUGCAGUGCGUACGUCGACAGCAGAGCAGCUGGGCGGAAGCUCUGCAAGUUUCCGGCUCCACCGAAUGGGAGCAAAAUGUAUGUUGCUACCUCCAGCAUACCCGAACAGAAUUUCAUGAAUCCAGGAAUUCAGAGAGCGAUCUUUACAUGGAAGUCGCGGCGGCAAACCGGAAAAGCGAGUGUUGA
Cyanidioschyzon merolae strain 10D is the source of this 2820-nucleotide messenger RNA. RefSeq lists its product as hypothetical. The transcript has a single exon. Gene Ontology annotation, cellular component: anaphase-promoting complex. Lineage: Eukaryota; Rhodophyta; Bangiophyceae; Cyanidiales; Cyanidiaceae. The record is from RefSeq and is a predicted model, not a curated record. Bases 1 to 2820 code for a protein of 939 amino acids. Gene Ontology annotation, biological process: anaphase-promoting complex-dependent catabolic process; positive regulation of mitotic metaphase/anaphase transition; protein K11-linked ubiquitination.